AUAUAUGGUAAAAGAAAAAGGGGUUAGGUAUGGAGUCGAGUUAGCGAUAAAAAGGCACAGCCCCCAGCCACUUUUGAAACUUUGAACUCUGGCGGAAGAGGCUGUGAGGGGAUGCCUUGAUGCCUAACGAAGUCGUGUGUUGGAUGGAUGUUAGUUCUGACUACUUUUGUUAGUAAUCUGAUAUCAGCACAACGCAUCGGUAAGGCUAUAAGCUGCAGCUGUCAUGUUACUUGGCUCGAUGUGAUAUGACUCAUCUCCUGCGAGUUUCCUAUUUGGAGCAGUUGAUCGUAGUGCCGUCCAAUGAAUCCCUUCAUUGAUUUGGUGUACGGCGCGGUACGGGAAAACCGCGAUUGGAUAAGUAGGUACCUUUAUAUUUAUAUAUUUAUAUAUUUAGCCGCUGCAAUAAUAGAGCAUCUACAUCUGUUCCUAAGCCUAUGCAUCGAACUGCAGGAACUUAUAAUCAGCAAGUUGUAUGAAUUUGAUGAGAGAUCAAAUAUUACCCUCAAGAAUGCCAGCUUGGUCUGCAAAACAUGGCGUCAGCUGGUCGUGCCCCUCCUCUUCAGGAGAGUGGUGAUAGAAGCUCAAUUUAAGCCUUGCCCAAAAGCUACGGAGCAUAUAGAAUUUAUAAUCUCCAACGAGCAUCUGCGUUCCAGCAUUCGCUUCCUCUCUAUUUCCGGCGAUUGUGACGAUGUGCUGUCUGAAUGGGUUGCUCUUUGCGAAAAACUGUUACCUCAGCUCCCCAACCUUCGACAUGUCAGCAUUGGCGGGGGUACGAACGUCCACUCAACUCUUUUUGAUAUAAACUAUGAUCGGGACGUAGCUACCAUGAACGGAUUUAGGGGUUCCUUGUUUCGUACGUUGAAGACUCUGAAAAGGGGUGUCGAGGUAACUCUACGACGCUAUGUACAUACACUGGACUACGGAGACUUGGAUCUUUCGCUCUUUUCUUCACCUAAAUCGCGAGAAGCAAUGCCCGCUCCCCUUUUCACUGCUCUACGGGUCAUGCUGGUUCAUGAAGUGAUGUAUAUUUCCGAGAAGCAUCGAGUACGUCCGUCGAGCGAGGUGGCUGCAUUGCUCAAGCAGCAUCGAGAUAUAUCAACGUUAUGUCUAGAACUGCCAGGAACGAGCUCGAUGGGGUAUAUUCAUGAUGAUCAUUCUUACGAGAGCAAGCACGCCUUGGAGAAUAUCGAUCCGACUGGACUCCCUAUCAAGUCAUUGUCUCUUCAUGGGGAGUUCUAUAUGUCGGACACGGCUUGGUCUCAUUGGGGUUCGAUGCCAUGGUCGCAACUGGAAACACUUUCUUUGUGUACUGAUACGACCGUCAGCGAACUCGGCUCCAGGCUUGAAAAGCAGUCAUUACCGUCUUUGCGGACACUACUGUUAUGCGCCUAUGUCAAUCAGUUUACCCCCCUGGUAGAAGAGCCAGCGACGUGGGAACUUCCGUUUAUCCAGGGGUUGGAGGAGCUAUCCGUAGUUGGCUACCACCCAGAGACCGCUGUAAAAUACCUGCACCGUGAUCCACGAAAUGCCACCAGCCUCCGCAGACUGCGGUUCCACGCCAGGGAGCCCAGGAAUCAGAUUCUGGCAUCUCACAUAGAACAGCUGAGUAUAUGUCCUCGGCUAGUCUGGCUGGGGCUAGACUUGCAAGUCACCGACUUCCCCAAGGCCGAAGACGACAAGCCUGACCGGUCCCUGGAGUUCAUCGACGCUCUGGCAAAGUUGCGGCCGUUGCAGGAACUCCAUGUCCUGCUGCGCGGCAAAAAAACUGAUGCCACACCAAUAGACGGACGUGACAUUUUGACACUCUUCCAGCGUAUCAAUUCGCUGAAGCAAGGGUGUCCGCUGGAGAGUCUGGUCGUCUGCUGGUAUCAGUGGACGAGGACCCAGGCGGUAUGGAUUGUGAGUGGGUGGGGCGAGGGAAGAGCGUUGAUGGAUUGUAGGAGCUACGGCACACCAAGGCGGAUUGAGGCGUGGGACUUGGAGAGCAUGUCAGUGGUAGAGGAGUACAAAGCUGGCUGGGAUCAUACUUGGGAAAGGUCUUGGCUUGAUGAGUCGGAGGAUUUGUUUUGGGGGCUACCUGAUAGGUAAUCAUAAGUAGUAAGAUACCCAGCGUUUUGAGGUUACGGCGUUUAGGAUACCUAGGUUUUAAGUUAUUCAUCAAUGUUGUUCUACCAUCAAUGUCAGAUUGCCAGACAGUCAGAUUACCCCUUACCC
Messenger RNA from Hypoxylon fragiforme, 2214 nucleotides. RefSeq lists its product as uncharacterized. NCBI's taxonomy places the organism in Eukaryota, Fungi, Ascomycota, Sordariomycetes, Xylariales, Hypoxylaceae. The coding region runs from base 301 to 2088 and encodes 595 amino acids. The record is from RefSeq and is a predicted model, not a curated record. The transcript has 4 exons.